AAGGCAAGGGGAUCUUAUUUCUCCGUAUUUGUUUUUGAUUUGUGUAGAGGGUCUAUCGUCUCUUCUGAAAAAUGCCAAGCAAAUAGGCAGACUGCAUGGUGUAAAAUUGCCAGCUCCUCCAGUCUCACACCUUUUCGUUGCAGAUGACAGUCUAUUGUUUGGCAGAGCUACUCCUGAUGAGGCGGAUGCAAUUAGGAGCUUGCUAACUACAUAUGAAAGGGCUUCUGGCCAACAAAUAAACAUGGAAAAAUCUGAGUUGACUACUAGCAAAUGUGUCUACAGCCAUCUUCGCAGUGAACUUCGAGGAAGAAUUGGUGAUCGACAGGUGGAUCAAUCGUCAAAAUACUUGGGUUUACCUUCUGUGCUCUGGAAAUCAAAGAGAAUUGUUUUUCGUUAUGUUAAAGAUCGAGUUUGGAAUAAAGUGAAGAGCUAGGCCAAUAAUUCUUUAUAUGUUGCAGGUAGGGAAGUUAUGCUCAAAUCUGUCCUGCAGGCGGUCCCUACAUAUGUCAAGAGUUGCUUCUUGCUUCUAGAUCAUUAUGUCAAGAAUUAGAACAGUUGGUUGCCUGUUACUGAUGGGGUCAACAAAAUGAGCAUCGAAAAAUUCACUGGCUUAACUGGGAUAAACUAUCAAAGGCCAAAAGCAAUGGAAGUUUGGGUUUUCGCUCUUUCCAUGACUUUAAUCUCGCAUUAUUUGUUUAAGCAGGUUUAUAUUGGUGUGUGGAUGAUGGUUGCUUAAUUAAUAUUUGGGGCGAUACAUGGCUUCCAGACCAGGCAGGAGGGAAAGUAUGGUCGCCGGUGCAAACUAUCCGGCCAACAGAUACUGUUUCCAAUUUAAUCACAGAUGGUUGUGGGACGAGCAGUUAAUCAGAGCCAUGUUCUUACCCUUUGAGGCGGAUCAAAUUUUGCAAAUUCCUUUGAGUAUCUAUAGGCCAGCUGAUUGAGUAUACUGGAAAGGAACGAAAAAAGGAUUGUUCACUAUUCGUAGUGCCUAUCACUGGUUGCAUGAACAGCGCAAAUCUGAUAUUCAGAGUCCAUCAUCAUCAUCUAGGCCCUGGAAGAAAUUAUGGGCUCUUAAAAUUCCGCCUUGGAUUUGGGCUUUUUUCUGGCGGCUGCUAUAAGAUAUUUUGCCCACGAAAGUUAACCACCACUAUGGAUGUUGAUGUGUUUUGUUUUGUGUGUGGCUUUGAUCCUGAAUCUGCUGAUCAUCUAUUUGCAAGCUAUCCACCAGUGUCACGCCUUUGGUAUGUUAGCCCUCUGCGUAUUCAUUUGGCUAACUUAGGCCUCAGUUCAGGUACUCAACUUUUUCACUAUGUGCUUGCCAAUUUCGACUCAGAUGCUAUGGAGCUUUUUGUUAUUUUGGCUUGGGGUAUAUGGAAAGCUCGCUAUCAGCUCAUUUUCUUGAACCUGCACUUUAAUGCCUUACGAAUCAUUACCUCAUGUAUCAGUUUGAGAAAUGAAUAUCUUGAUGUAGCAUGUACUUCUCAUUCAGAUCAUCAGGAGGUUAAUACCACUACAAACUGGUCUUUCCCUUCUCCCCAGUGCUACAAUCUGAAUACUGAUGCCAGUGUAUCUUCGUUGGGAGUGGUUGGUCUACGUGCAGUAAUUCGAAAUGACAAGGGAGAGGUCAUGGUGGCAAGUGUGAAAUCUAUUUUUGCUAAUUGGGAUCCAACACUGGCAGAAAUUCACGCUAUUAAGUUUGGGCUUGAUCUGGCUAUACAAACUGGUUUCAGUAAUUUACAAGUAGAAAGUGAUGCUCUUGGCACUGUCGAUGCUCUUCGUGGUAGUCAGCUGAUCUCCCCACUUCAUUCUCUUCAUGUUGGGGACGUGCUCUAUGUUGCCUAUAGUUUUGUAAAUUUGAUUCGCAUAAAUAUGUGAUUUUUCGUUUAAUAUGAAAUAAAAUAAUUUGAUAAUA
This is a messenger RNA of Hevea brasiliensis (rubber tree), 1912 nucleotides long. RefSeq lists its product as uncharacterized. Bases 1003 to 1875 code for a protein of 290 amino acids. Gene Ontology annotation, molecular function: nucleic acid binding; RNA-DNA hybrid ribonuclease activity. Lineage: Eukaryota; Viridiplantae; Streptophyta; Magnoliopsida; Malpighiales; Euphorbiaceae. The transcript is spliced from 2 exons. The record is from RefSeq and is a predicted model, not a curated record.